AUGGCUUUGAGCCUUGUUGCUGGUUGUAAUGUGUUCCAUGGAAAUGCCAGGAAUACUUUCAUUGGAGUUUUAUGUGCAGUUGCUACUAUCGGCAUGUAUGCAUUCCCCUCUUUCUGUCAUGAUAACAGUAAUAAGGACGAAGAGUGUGGAAUAUAUGCCAUUUCUCCUCUCAUUUUUCCUGCUACUGAAUGCUGGGGCUUGGUGCCAAAUGUGAUUGGACUAGCCUCAGGGUCAACACAGCUCAUCAUCUACAUUAUCUAUAAGAACAAACCUUCACCAGUGAGCUCAGUAGAAAUGGUUGAUUAUAGUGUAGAUAUUCACUCAGUUAAGGCAGGCGAGGAAUGUAGCAUCGCAGUGCAUAGCACAAAAGAAUCGAAAAGCAAAAGCAUAUCGGAGCCAGCAUUAUCAAAGCGUUCCAGCUUUCACCAAAUAAUGAGAACUCUCUCAUCGACUCAAUCUGCUGUUCGAGCUCGAUUCUGA
Messenger RNA from Nicotiana tabacum (common tobacco), 480 nucleotides. NCBI's taxonomy places the organism in Eukaryota, Viridiplantae, Streptophyta, Magnoliopsida, Solanales, Solanaceae. The record is from RefSeq and is a predicted model, not a curated record.